Musa acuminata AAA Group (dessert banana) is the source of this 4962-nucleotide messenger RNA. RefSeq names its product pentatricopeptide repeat-containing protein At2g37320. Gene Ontology annotation, molecular function: protein binding. The record is from RefSeq and is a predicted model, not a curated record. Bases 343 to 1974 code for a protein of 543 amino acids. Lineage: Eukaryota; Viridiplantae; Streptophyta; Magnoliopsida; Zingiberales; Musaceae. The transcript is spliced from 4 exons.
UCAAGUGAGUCCCCAAACCCUUUACUGACGCCGAGACGAGAACGAAUCCCAUCCCAUGUCGGUCGCCGCCAGCGCACGUCCGUCGAUCGCCGUCUCUGCACUGUCGGCAAGCAAUCGUCACCCCUGUCGCGCCUCCUCAUCGCAGCAGCAGCAACAGAAGCAGAAUUGUGGUCACUCGUAAUGGUACAUUUACACUAGUUGUGCACUAUCUUGCAAGCUAAAGUACGUCCUUAUGUUUACGCAAAUUAAUUGGAAAGCUACAGCUAGUAGAUUUGCUUCAUGUUUACAGUUACAAAAUGGUAAUUUUUGGAAAAUGGAACUUACACAUGGAUAAGUACUGUGAUGUACAAUCACUAUCUUCAUGGUUCUUUCGAGCAUUCUUUUGCUAUCUUCAGACCCUUUUCCAUAGCACAUCAUGUUCGAUCGCAGUUCAGCACAUUUACAACUUCUAGUAGAUAUAGCAAGUUACAUGGUAAGGGGAUUGACAAGGCAUUGAAAGUUUUGGACUUGGUCACCCCUAGGACCAGUAAGGUUGAAAGCAAGUCAUGCCAUUAUCACCUAAUACAGGGGUGCAAGCAUGAUCUUCUUGAAGUUGAUCAACGGAAUUGCUUAAAGUUCGUUAAGAAGAGUACAAGUAGUAAAUUGUGUAAUCCUGCUAAGGUUAUGUCUGAAAAGAGUCAUCACUGUAAAUCUCUUUUAUGCUCUCAAAUCAGUAAAUCAGUGAAGGAAGAUGCUCUUUUGUUAUUUCUUGAAUUGCAUAAGAGAGGGAUCAGCUUGGAUGCAUCUACUUUUUCUGUUGUAAUUAGUUCUUGUGUGUCCACAGGCACUUUUGGAACAGGGCUGCAGCUUCAUGCUCUCUCGGUUAAAAAUGGUUGUGAUGUAUCUAUUCCUGGUGGAAGCUCAUUGAUCAGCUUGUACUCCAAACUUGGGCAGUUGGGGAAUGCUUAUCAUGUUUUUGAUAUGAUGCCCACAAGGAAUGUUGUACCAUGGACUGCUAUAAUUGCAGGUUUUGCACAGUCCUGGGAGGUCGACACAUGUUCACGACUGUUCUAUUUGAUGAGACAGGCUCUGAUAGAACCGAAUGACAUCACAUUUGCAAGUGUUUUGAGUGCUUGCACCAGCAGUGCUUAUCUUGGGUUUGGUAGGAGCAUCCACUCUUUAGAAUUUAAAAUGGGUUUUGAUCUGUAUACACAUGUUUCUAAUGCAUUGAUCUCGAUGUACGCUAAAUCUGGAAGCAUUGAGGAAGCCCAUUGUGUCUUCAAGAACAUACCAUGUAGGGAUCUAAUCUCAUGGAAUUCGAUGAUUUCUGGGUUCUCCCAACAUGGACUUGCUAAGAAUGCCAUGAACUUGCUGAAUCAAAUGGAUACUCAGAAUGUAACACCUGAUGCUAUAUCUUACCUUUGUGUUCUCUCCUCGUGCCGGCAUGUGGGACUUGUGGAGCAAGGCCAGCGUUGUUUUGAUUCAAUGCUUAAACGUGGGCUAAACCCAGAAUUAGAUCAUUACUCAUGCAUCGUUGAUCUUCUUGGCCGUGCAGGGUUGUUGGAAGAGGCAUUAGAUUUCAUUAAGAAAAUGCCAAUCCACCCAAAUGCUGUUAUAUGGGGCUCAUUACUUUCGUCAUGCAGGGUUCAUGGAAAUGUAUGGAUAGGCAUUCACGCUGCUGAGAACAGGUUGUUGUUAGAGCCAGGCUGUGCUGCAACUUAUGUUCAGUUAGCAAAUCUUUAUGCAAGUGUAGGUUACUGGAAUCAUGUAGCAAAAGUUCGGAAGCUGAUGAAGGAGAGAGGGCUGCGCACAAGUCCUGGGUACAGCUGGAUUGAAAUUGGUAACAAGGUGUAUAAUUUUAAAGCAGAAGAUAGAUCAAAUGAUAAAAUGAAUGAGAUACUCACAAUUUUGGAUUCUUUAGCAUGUCAUAUGGAACUCUCCAAGUAUACAGCUGCUGCAAACAUUGAUCUUCAAUACGAAGAGAUCCCUCCAUGACAGCACUUCAGCGGAAUACAAUUUGCCAAGCUUGUGUUACCAAAAUGGUAUCCUUGGCUGCACUAUUUCUGUGGAUGGGACAUUUAUGCCUCUUACAUUGUAUGUGUUGUUUAAGGCUCUUGUUUUCAGACCAACAGAACUUCCUUUAGGCUUCACUACAAGUUUGAUGUAGGAGGCAUGUAUGAUUCCAUAGCAGCAUACCUUUCAUCUAUGAUGCCCCUAGAAAGCUGUGCACCUGAAGAAAGGUUCCCAGCUGUGUGAUAUAAUAAGAACCAUAUUGGCAACAUCCAGAACAAUAUUUUCUUCAUUCAUGUGCUUGGAAAAAGGUGCUUAUAUUGUAGUAAUUUUCAAAGGUAUGCUUCAUGAGAUAUGAAUCAUCUUUUUGUUUCCUCUGAUUGUAUCAAGAUGAAAAGUAUUUGUUUGUGGGAUAGAGGGUGAUGCAUCGUAGAUAGAUAAAAUGGUCAUAGUCUGCAGGUAGUAGCACUUAAACGAGUCAAAUACUACCAAUGAACUUGAUGAUUUAACUAAUGCACUGCAUAGAUAGGAUUUGAUAGGAGACCAGAUUCUAGUGGAAUAUUGGCCUUUUCUGAGUUCUUGAGGAGCUUGCUUGAUUCUUGAUGGACAAUAUGGUUCACCACCUACAUGUUAUCUAUGCUCUGGGCUUCCAUGUCCCUUUUGUCAGGAAAAGUUCCAGGUUUAGAACUUAAUACCAAUUUACAUAUAUGGUUGUCACCAAGUCAACAGGCAGUUGAGAUUGAGCACUGUUGGUUAAGUUGCAGACGUAAAAAAGAUCAAGAAUUGCUGGAUUAAAUUGCCCCUUUAGCUGUAAUUUUUCUAGCAGGCUAGGGUUCUAUAAGUAAUCUUUUGAUUAUAUUAGUGGUUUUUAUACUGUGAUGAUUGCCAACUUCUUGUGCUGUCAAUCCUGGAAUUUUAAUUAUGGAAGGGGCUGUAGCCGGCAUGAACUUGGAGAUGCUCUGGCGAACAAAUUACAAGUACUACUGGCAGCCACGUGUAUCAGGACUUGGGUGCCUUUGACUGUUACAACAUGGUUUCAACUUUCAAGUACCAUUUUAUACUGAUUCUACUGUACUAGUGCAUCGAACUAGUUGUAUUAACAUGUCAAACAAUUUUCAGUAUGCUUCUAAUUAGUUUACCAAGGCGUUCCAUAUCAUACCAGUUGAUACAUACCAAUCAAAUGAGAUUCCAGUAUGAGUAUGUGUACUGGCAUUUUCAAACUUAUGUUAUGGUUUUCCAUCACUUUGAGGAUUCAACCCAUAUAUGGAACUUAAAUUUUCUUCAAAAUUCUUUGCAGUAGAAAUUUAAUGCUUUUUUUUGUCUUCAUUCAAAAGAUGAUCUGUCUCAAUUUCUAGGUUUUUACUUUGCACUAUUGGAUUUCUAGUAAAAGUUUCAUCUGACAGUGAACAUGAGAAAAUAUACUGUCUCAAUUCCUAUGUUUUUUACUUCACUGCUAGAUUUGUGGCAAAAGUUCUGACAGAAAAUAUGUAAGAAAAUUUACAAAUGUGUUGUCUGAGGAAAAAGCUGAGCGAACUUUAUGUGAUUUCAUUUUCUAGAAAGUACUGUUUGAUUUUCCUUUUGAUACUAAUUUCCGGUAUAACUUUGGUUGUUACCAAAGCAAUGGUUUUUAAGAGUGUGAUACAGAGAGAACCUGAAUGAUGAAUGGUGUCCAUGAUAAUAUUGGAAUAGCUGCUGCUUUCUCUUUCUUUUUCUUGACAUAUAUAUGUGUGUAUACUGUAUGUAUGCUUGUGUGCAUCCAAUUGACAAUCUUAGGGUGAUCCAGUGAUCCAACCUCCCCAACACCUUAUUUGCAUCCUUGUGUAUUCAAAACACUGUAUAACGGACAACUUUAGUUUAUGGAAACCUGCAGAUCUGGAUGUAGCUAGUAUUUAUUUGAUUGAAGAUAUGAAUUUGGUUAUAAUUUUGCUUGGCAAUUCUUUUAUGUGGGCUUGAUACAGUAACAGUCACAAGUUUUAUGUAGAUUACGCAUCAAUUUGUUAACUCUCGGUGAUGCUAAUAUCUCAGUGUUUAUAUAAUUGGCCUAAAGAUGAUUAACUGAUAAGAAUCUACUAGAUCUUUCGAUUUGCAUACUAGUAGUAGAGUUACAUUAAAUAAGUUAAUUGUUCAGAAAUUGGAUAUUAUAAGAAUUUUGCUCGUGGGAUUGAAAAAAGUUUAUUUAUUUAUUUAUUUUUCAAGCUUGUUGAAUAUAAAAAAAAUGUUUUAUCUUUUAAAUCCAACUUUUUAAAUGCCAAAAAACAGGUGAUUCUGGUUUAGCAGGAUUCUGACAUUUGAGAUCCCUCUAAUGAGCUCUUCUCAUCCUGUGUAGGUACAGCUGACAUUAAAUUAUGAUUGAUAUGCAGUUGGUGACUUUUGGCAAUUGACAUACAGCAUAAUGUGCUUCCUUCAUGCUGUGUGAGCACAGCCGAUCUUAAAUUAUGACUGAAAUAUGAGCUGGGGAGUCAGUCAUUUGACAUCCCAGCAUGAUGAGCACCCUUCAUUGUGUUCAGAUCAAGCGAACCUAAAAUUAUGACUUGCACUACAUGGGGUGGGGACUUUCUGCCAUUUGACAUCCAGCAUAAUGUGCUUCCCUUAUCCUGUACAGUGACACAAUCCAUGAUGGGAUCAAGUUUCAUCUUUGACCGCUACAGAAGAGUACCCAGUUAGACAAUUUGAGUUCAUUUCAUUCAAAUUAUAUUUGGGCUGUGGUUGUGUUAAUUAGAUCAGGUCAAAUAAAAUAGGUAGGAUUACUUAAAAGAGAGAGAACUGGAGGAGCUCAGUGGGCUGCUUUUCUAGACAGUUAUUUUGCGCUUCCAAUCUGCAAGGUUCGGUUUCCAUUUUUUGAAGGUAUUAAAUUGAACUUAGUUACCAAGAGUAAGGGCUGGCUUCUUAGGAUGUAAGAAAAUUGUCUGAUCGGUUCUUUUAUAGUGUAUACAAUCAUAGUAAAGGCAGAAAAAGGAUUCAAUUAUUGUGUCA